ACCCUAAUUUGAUUAUUUAUAAAUAAGGUUUUCCAGAACACAAAUCUUCCCCUACCUCGCAAUUCGUCAGCCGCGGCGCAUUUCGUUCCUUCCGGCGAAGAAAAACCAAAGCACCAAGCUAUGGGACACUCUAACGUUUGGAACUCUCACCCCAAGACCUACGGUCCUGGUUCUCGUACUUGCCGUGUUUGUGGGAAUCCACAUGGAUUGAUCAGGAAGUAUGGUCUUAUGUGUUGCAGACAAUGCUUCCGUAGCAAUGCCAAGGAAAUUGGCUUCAUCAAGUACCGCUAAGGAGUUGUCUGAGCCCAACCAAAUUUAGGCUCUGCAUUAGAAUGUGUGAGGUGGUUAUGUUUGAAACUACUUGACAAUUGUUUUUUUGCAUCUAGUUUAUGGUAUCAGACUAUUUUUGUUGAAUUAAGAACCCUUUUAUAUAUAUUGCUUUUAACCAUCUAUAUCUCUA
Molecule: messenger RNA, 460 nt
Organism: Cicer arietinum (chickpea)
Lineage: Eukaryota; Viridiplantae; Streptophyta; Magnoliopsida; Fabales; Fabaceae
Product: small ribosomal subunit protein uS14z/uS14y/uS14x
Biological process (GO): cytoplasmic translation
Cellular component (GO): ribosome; cytosolic small ribosomal subunit
Molecular function (GO): structural constituent of ribosome; zinc ion binding
Source: RefSeq, a predicted model, not a curated record